GGACAUUCUGUGAUCUCAUGGUCAGAGUCCAACCACAGAGAAUCAGAUGUAUUCUGGGUGAUGACGUAAUGGACGCUCAGUACCAGCAGUUCAGCUCAUCUGAUAACGACUCAGUUCAAGGGGGUCACAGGAUGUCUACACAACCAGCAGGGAUGAAGAGGGUCGUGGCCUACAUCCUCUAUACAGUCCUGGUGGUGCUGCUGCUGAUUCUGCUGAUGGUCACCGGCGUUAAAUUCUCCCAGCUGAACAAGGAAAUCAGCGACAUCAAAGGUCACCUGGCGCGAAUGAGCCAUAAAGGAGCAGGUUCAUCGUCCACUGCAGGUGCUGCACCUGUGGAGGAGGUCCCCUUGCAGAAAAUUACCCCAGUUAGAGGAGCAUGUAGGGAGGGAUGGGUGUCUUUCCAGGGGAGCUGCUACCUGCUCUCCGUCGCUGCUGUCACCUGGAGUCAAGCUGAGGAGAAGUGCCGGACACACGGAGGACACCUGGUGGUUCUGAACAGCGUGGAGGAACUGGACUACAUUUCGAAAAUAGUUGAAAUCCAGCACAGCUACUGGAUCGGACUUGUGGAGCGAGAACAUGAGGGACACUGGAGCUGGGUGGAUGGAACCGACUUCAACUCAACUCCAACUUACUGGGACGAAGGUCAGCCUGACAACUGGGACUACAGACAGAACGGAGAGGACUGCGGGCAGAUUCACGGAUCUGAACGACGCAAGCGUAAGAUGUGGAAUGAUGCAGACUGUCACCUGACGUACCGGUUCAUCUGUGAGAUCAGGUCCUGAUGAGAGACAGUGAACCUCUCAGGAACCUCUCAGAGCUCCUGAACCCACAAGAAAGACAGAAGAUGGAGGCUGUGUUUCUGAAAUCAGUUCCUCUGUAGUUAGAAGAGUUACAUCAUACGAAGGAGUCAAAGCUGUGUGAGGCUUUUGUUUGACAAUAAAACUUUUAUUACAAUGA
Molecule: messenger RNA, 957 nt
Organism: Acanthopagrus latus (yellowfin seabream)
Lineage: Eukaryota; Metazoa; Chordata; Actinopteri; Spariformes; Sparidae
Product: C-type lectin domain family 4 member E-like
Exons: 8
Coding region: 18-782 (254 amino acids)
Source: RefSeq, a predicted model, not a curated record